Molecule: messenger RNA, 1712 nt
Organism: Capsicum annuum
Lineage: Eukaryota; Viridiplantae; Streptophyta; Magnoliopsida; Solanales; Solanaceae
Product: D-amino-acid transaminase, chloroplastic
Exons: 5
Coding region: 299-1438 (379 amino acids)
Biological process (GO): carboxylic acid metabolic process
Molecular function (GO): catalytic activity
Source: RefSeq, a predicted model, not a curated record
ACAAAAAUUUAUUAUAUGCUGUCGCACAAAGACACUGUUUUCACGGAUAAAACUUAAAAAAGAAUUGGACAAAGAUGAUUAAUCUCUCAAGAACCAUUAGAGCAAAACAAUAAGUAAUUACAAAACAUUGUUAAUAAUAUUAAAAUAAAAAUGUAUAUAUUAAAGACAAAUGCAGUCAACUAUUCUUAUGAAGAAUUUGUUUUCUUCUGUUUGGCAAAAAUAUUUGAUAUUUCAAGUUGGAGUUAUUAUUUAUGUCAUCAUUUUACAUAGAAGUUGUAGAAUUAGCUAGGUAGCUCCAAUGGCUUCUUUGUCAACUCUCACAAACCCCAUCUCAGAAACUUGUUUUUUCCUACCAAAAUCAUGUGAUUUGGGAUUUUCAAGAUCAAAGAUUGCACCUUUUGCAAGAUCCAAUAUUUUCAAGAAUUCAAAUGUUUCAUCUGAAGGACAAUGUAGUUCAACCUUUGAUGUUCCACUUCUUUCUUGUUCAGAGGUUACUGAGAGGAUGAGAACAAGUCGAGAAAGUCACAAGGCCAAGCAGCUUUAUUUGGCAAUGUACUCUAGCGUUUCUGGUGGAAUCACAAUCGAUCCAGCUGCCAUGGUGAUCCCCAUGGAUGAUCACAUGGUUCAUAGAGGACAUGGUGUCUUUGAUACUGCUGCCAUUGUGAAUGGAUACCUUUAUGAGCUGGACCAACACCUUGAUCGUUUUGUGGGAUCUGCAACCAUGGCCAAAAUACAAAUUCCUUUCGAUAGGGAAAGCAUUAGACAGAUUCUCAUCCGUACAGUAAGUGUUUCCGAAUGCAAAAAUGGUUCUCUAAGAUACUGGGUUUCAGCAGGACCUGGUGAUUUUCAACUAUCUCCAUCCGGCUGUCAUCGAGCAGCUCUUUAUGCCAUUGUAAUUAAAGAUCAGUCGCCUCCUGAUCACAGUGGCAUCAGAGUUGUAACUUCAUCCAUCCCGAUAAAACCCCCGCAGUUUGCUGUCAUGAAAAGUGUUAAUUAUCUUCCGAAUGUACUUUCCAAGAUGGAAGCAGAAGAAAAUGAUGCAUAUGCAGCAAUUUGGUUGGAUAGUGAUGGCUUAGUCGCAGAAGGGCCGAACAUGAAUGUCGCUUUUGUUACAAAGGAAAAGGAACUUCUGAUGCCUUGUUUUGACAAAAUUCUCGGUGGCUGUACAGCUAAAAGAGUUGCAGUUCUUGCAGCAAAUCUUGUAAAGGAAGGUAAACUUCGGGGCAUUAGAGUAGAAAAUGUGUCUGUAGAGGACGGGAAAAGAGCAGACGAGAUGAUGCUAAUCGGCAGUGGGGUUCAUGUACGCUCGGUGGUGCAAUGGGAUGAAGAAGUCAUCGGUAAUGGUAGAGAAGGUCCUGUGACACAAGCUCUGCUAAAUCUUCUCUUGGAGGAUAUGAAGUCAGGGCCACCCACGGUGCGAGUUCAUGUUCCCUACUGAAGUGGAUCAUUGCUGGAGGCCGAACCCAGUAGCUUUUGCUCAAACAGUAUAAUCCAUAAACACACAUUUCGUUGCAACGGUUAUCGGAGGUUCAAGAUUGAACCAUCUCACUCAUCAAGUCUUGUAGGAAUUAGGAAAUAAUCUUUCUUAUGCUCUUCAUAAGAAUGAUAAAGUUGUAUUAGUGAACUUCUCUGUAUUUGUUAAAACAUUAUGUAGAUAUCAAUGAAAUGUAUUUAAUUUAUACAAAUCAUAAAUAUGCAAAUUUCUUUCCAUC